GUUUCUGUAAUUUUGUUUAAAUUUUUCCUAGUGCUUAGCACAAUGAGUGGUAUGUGGUAAACAAGAAAAGCUCUGUCUACAGCACGUAAGGAUUUCAGAGGCCAUUUAGUCCAAGCCCUUCAUUGGACAGAUACUUAAGACUCAGAGAAGAAUACAACUGUCAAAAGUCACACAGAUGUGAAAGGCAGCAUUUGAAGCCAGCUCCUCCCACUCCAAAUGCAGGGCUCUUCCCAUCAAACCAAGUGGAUCCUAAAACCUCCCAUGGAUACUCACAGACAUGAUGUGCGAUUUUCAAACUUUGACUGGGGGUCCAUAGUCAAGCUCCUCUCUGCCUGUGGGAGCCGCCAUCGCCAUUUGUCCCACCACUAAUAGCUGGGCUUUCUUUUGUCAGAAUAUGAAACUCACAUGUGCCUCAGACCCUCACAACCACUCUGUGAGGGGGAUGGGACACUCGUCCAGAGUCAUAUUGUUCAGGUUCAAAAGGAGACCCCGACAGGUUGGGGUUGCAGACCAGUGUCGUGAGAUGUCUCAAAAGAAUCUGCAGGCUUGAACCAUCUCCAGGUCAAGGGGCAAAGUUUAUUGUAAUUGUAAUGCCAGUUUAAACAGGCUAAGUUCCAAAAGGAUUUAGCAAAAAACCAGGAGAAAGGAGAUACAUUUAUAGGAUAAAGUUAGAGAGACCAGAGCUUCCUGUUACUUAUUUGCUAAUUUUAUGGCUUACAGAUAGGUUUGAGGGAUGUCUAUUCAUUAUUGUCUCAGGAACUUGGUUAUCACUGACCAGCAGAUUAUCUCUCUGACAGUCAGCAAUGGUUGUAGGACUAUUCUAGGGCCAGAAGACUUUAGAAUCAUAGACAUUACUAGAACCAUAGCACUCUAAGGUCAGGGGGCCUCAGGAUUACUGCUAUAUUUCCCCUAGAAGCUGUACCCUAUCAAUAUGGCUGAUAUAGAACAGAGCCGGAUCAAGAACUCAGGUCUGUUCACCAAUUGGCACAACACUCCUGCCAAUCUCCUUCACCUUCAUCACUGUAGCCACACACCUGAGAGGGCCAGUAGUCAAGAGAGAGUUGUUCGUGGGCUACUUCUUAGUAGGAUGGGCAGCUUCUCUUGUGUGACUAAAGCUCUGCUUAUUUCCCAGAAAACUCUCCUUUUCCAGGGUCUGAAGGAUCAUGAGGUACGUCAGUACCCGGGGAGGAAGCCCCAGUGUUGACUUUGAAGGAGCCUUGUUCUCAGGCUAUGCCCCUGAUGGGGGCCUCUAUAUGCCUGAAGAGAUCCCCAAGCUGGACAGGGAGACCCUGAAACAAUGGAGCACUCUCUCCUACCCUGACCUGGUGAUCGAGCUGUGCUCUCUCUUCAUUGACCCAGAGCUCAUUCCAAAGAAAGACUUGAAGGGUCUGAUCGACAGAGCCUUUAGCAGGUUCCGACACAGAGACGUCGUUCACCUGAGCAGGAUGAAGAAUGGGCUGAAUGUGCUGGAACUGUGGCACGGUGUCACCUACGCCUUCAAGGACCUGUCUCUGUCCUGUACGGGACAGUUCUUACAGUACUUUCUGGAGAAAAGGCAGAAACAUGUCACCAUUGUCGUAGGGACUUCUGGAGACACCGGGAGCUCAGCUAUAGAAAGUGUCCGUGGAGCCAAAAACAUGGACAUCAUUGUUUUGUUGCCUCAGGGACGUUGCUCCAAGAUCCAGGAACUCCAGAUGACCACAGUGAUUGAGGAGAAUGUGCAUGUAUUUGGGGUGGAUGGUAACAGUGAUGAACUGGACGAGCCCAUCAAAGAUGUGUUUGCAGAUGUGGCUUUUGCCAAGAAGCAUAACCUGAUGAGUCUGAACUCCAUCAACUGGUCCCGGGUCCUUGUGCAGAUGGCUCACCAUUUCUUUGCCUACUUCCAGUGUGUGCCCUCCAUGGACAUCUGCCCCCUACCCCCCGUGGAGGUGGUUGUGCCGACAGGGGCUGCCGGCAAUCUGGCGGCGGGCUGCAUUGCGCGGGAGAUGGGCCUGCCCAUCCGUCUGGCUGCAGUGGUGAACCAGAAUGACAUUAUCCACCGGACUAUCCAGAAGGGGGACUUCUCACUCUCAGGGAUCACCAGACCGACCUUGGCAUCAGCCAUGGACAUCCAGGUGCCCUAUAACAUGGAGAGGAUUUUCUGGCUGCUCUCGGGCUCAGACAGCGGGCUGCUCAGGGCCCUCAUGGAGCAAUUUGACAGAACCAAGAAGCUGUGUUUGCCAAGAAAGCUCCACGCCAAGGUUUCAGAGACGAUAAGCUCCCUGUCGGCUUCAGACGAGGAUGUCAUUCAAACCAUGCAGCGAUGCUGGGAGGAGAACCACUACCUGCUCUGUCCACACUCGGCCGUGGCCGUCUCCUACCACUACCAGCAGCUGGCCUCUGGACAGCCCAGCUUGCCCAGAUGCUGUCUGGCCCCCGCCUCGUCCGCCAAGUUUCAGGACGCCGUCCUCCAGGCCCGGCUGGUCCCCGAGAUUCCCAGAGACAUCCAAGCGCUGGAGCACAUGAAGACUCGGUACGCUCCCCUUCGGAGAGGCGAGGACUGGACCCAGCAGCUCCGCAACAAGAUUGAGGACCUUUCCCAGCAGAGGAGGGGGCCGUGAGCGCUUGGGGGGACUUCCCCUGUCCUUUUGGUUCCAGAAGUCACGAGACCUUCCCCAUGGGAGAAGUGAUCAUUUUCCUAUUGUAUUAAUAAUCAAUUAUUAAAUUAGGGUUUAAUGGGACCAGACAUUGGUCCCUGGAGGUUGUUUAGCCAGCCUUGUCCUUCAGAGACAAGAUGCUAGCUGUGUGGCCCUGGUCAAAAUCAUCCAACCCCCGUCUGCCUCAAUUUUCUCUUCUGAUGGUGUGUCCCAGGAGACACCAAGCACAUAGAUAGGGGCAUAUAGAAUAAAGGUAAAGAAAAUUAGACCCACUGUGUGUUAGGCCUUGUGUAAGCACUUAGGGAUAAUAAAUUCAAAGAAUGAAACAUUUUUGUGAUUAAGGAGCUAGUGGUGUGUCCCAGGAGACACCAAGCACAUAGAUAAGGGCAUAUAGAAUAAAGGUAAAGAAAAUUAGACCUACUGUGUGUUAGGCCUUGUGCAAGCCCUUAGGAAUAAUAAAUUCAAAGAAUGAAACA
Molecule: messenger RNA, 3112 nt
Organism: Antechinus flavipes (yellow-footed antechinus)
Lineage: Eukaryota; Metazoa; Chordata; Mammalia; Dasyuromorphia; Dasyuridae
Gene: THNSL2
Product: threonine synthase like 2
Exons: 8
Coding region: 1164-2600 (478 amino acids)
Biological process (GO): dephosphorylation; 2-oxobutyrate biosynthetic process
Molecular function (GO): pyridoxal phosphate binding
Source: RefSeq, a predicted model, not a curated record